Nematostella vectensis (starlet sea anemone) is the source of this 801-nucleotide messenger RNA. Its product is annotated as translation initiation factor IF-2-like. The coding region runs from base 1 to 801 and encodes 266 amino acids. Lineage: Eukaryota; Metazoa; Cnidaria; Anthozoa; Actiniaria; Edwardsiidae. The record is from RefSeq and is a predicted model, not a curated record. The transcript has a single exon.
AUGUCCAAUGGUCAUCAGAGCACGAAACAAGGUCCAGCCAGUCAGAACGCUCAAGAUAGACAAGCAAGGCAGAACGCACAAAAUAAUCGAGCCAGACAGAACGCACAAGAUAGUCAAGCCAGUCAGAACGCACAAGAUAGUCAAGCCAGGCAGAACGCACAAGAUAGUCAAGCCAGUCAGAACGCACAAGAUAGUCGAGCCAGGCAGAACGCGCAAGAUAGUCAAGCCAGUCAGAACGCGCAAGAUAGUCAAGCCAGGAAGAACUCGCUAGAUAGUCAAGCCAGUCAGAACGCGCAAGAUAGUCAAGCCAGGCAGAACGCGCUAGAUAGUCAAGCCAGGCAGAACGCGCUAGAUAGUCAAGCCAGGCAGAACGCGCAAGAUAGACAAGCCAGGCAGAACGCGCUAGAUAGUCAAGCCAGGCAGAACGCGCAAGAUAGACAAGCCAGGCAGAACGCGCUAGAUAGACAAGCCAGGCAGAACGCGCUAGAUAGUCAAGCCAGGCAGAACGCGCAAGAUAGACAAGCAAGGCAGGACAUGAUAAAUCUCGCAAAGUACGAAAGGGUGUCCCGAACUAUGAUGAUCCAUGUCGUUCUUCUUUUCGCUUGCUACGUUAUUUAUAUCGUUAUUGGCCCGAUCUUGUAUUACCAAAUUGGCUUUAACGGGUGGAUCAAGUUUAUCACCGAUGUUGGUAUGCUGUUGAUACUCCUUAACUCUUUGCUCAACCCGAUUAUUUACUUAGUGCGCAUGCGUGAGAUAAGAAGGGCAUGUCUAUCCUUGCUUAAGUGUUGUGCUGGGAAAUAG